AUGAUAAUGUCUUCGCAUAUUCACAUUGAACCAAAUGCAUUAGUUACUCUUGAUCAAACAGACCUUAAUCGUGUUCGGUCAUCUGUUCUUAAAUCUCAAAUCUCAACCUAUCGCCUAUUAGCUCGAAAUUUACCAGUUUCGGAUGAUUUAAUUUCUUCGUGUUCCUAUCAGACACAACUAGCAUCGUAUAUUCAAUCACAAUUAAAUAUUAAUGAACAACAACAGCAACCACCUCACGCAAUAUCAGCGACCAUCGUUCUUACUGAUAAUAAACACCAACAUGUUCAACAAACAUUUCCAUCAGCAACAAUUAUGUACAAAACGCUUGCUGGUUUAGAGAAUAGUAAUAAUAAUGUGCAACCACCCAUACGUCGUCAAGAAUAUUUAAUUAGUUUGAAUCCGUUACAUAUUCAACAAGAACGUGAAAAACGUGUAUUAAAUCGUAUGUCAUUUCGUCUAAAUGAAUUAGAACAAAUGCCGGUACAAACGAACAAUCAUUUGAAUACUAAAGCAUUAAUCGAAUUAAAAUCAUUGAAAUUAUUAACAUUUCAAAAACAACUACGGAAUGAAAUAUUAUCAACAAUGAGAAAAGAUACAUGUUUAGAAACAGCUCUAAAUCCCCGUUCAUAUAAAUGUCCAAAACGUCACUUAUUACGUGAAGCACGUACCACUGAACAAUAUGAACGACAAAAAAAAUUAGAACAAGAACAUCGACAAAAGGAAAAACAUAAUAAAUUUAUUAAUCAAAUACUUGUACAUGUUAAAGAAUUUCGUGAAUUUCAUCGACAUACACAAUAUACAACACAACGUAUUAGCAAAGCUGUUAUACUCUAUUUUGCUAAUAGUGAACGAGAAUUAAAAAAAGAACAAGAAAGAAAUGAAAAAGAACGAAUUAAACGGCUGAUGAAUGAAGAUGAAGAAGGUUAUCGGAAACUAAUUGAUGAGAAAAAAGAUGCACGUUUAGCACUCUUACUAUCACAAACAGAUGCAUAUAUUGACAAUCUUAAACAGUUAGUACGACAACACCAGCAAGAACAAAAAGUGACGAAUCGGCAACGUGGCCGACCAAAAAUCGUUUCAGAACAAAAUUCCAAUACAUCAACUCCAGAACAAAAACCAUUACUUUCUGAUGAAUCAAAAUUCUCAACAGAAACUGUAUCAAUAGUCAACGAAUCUCUUCCACUUGAAGCUGAAACUCAAGAUCAAACAGCUAUUGUUUCAGAAGAAAUUGAUGAGUCGUCAACAACAAACGCUGUAAUUGAUCAAACAAGGAACGAUGAAGCUAUUCGAAAUGCAGUUAAACAAACAGCAACAAAUGAAGAUGAUGAAUAUGAUGCAAAAGAAUCAUAUUAUACAUUGGCACAUCGUAUACUUGAACCAAUCCACGAACAAUCAAAACUAUUAAUUGGUGGUCAAUUAAAACCAUAUCAAUUACUAGGACUUGAAUGGCUUGUAUCAUUGUACAAUAAUAAUUUAAAUGGAAUUUUAGCAGAUGAAAUGGGCUUAGGUAAAACGAUUCAAACAAUUGCAUUGAUCGUUCAUUUAUUAGAUUGUAAAAAAAAUCCAGGUCCAUCGUUGAUCGUUGUUCCAUUAUCAACAUUAUCAAAUUGGGCCGCAGAAUUUCAAUGUUGGGCACCGAAUGUGAGCGUCAUUCAAUAUAAAGGUACACCACAAAUACGUAAAAUGUUAUCACAAACUAUACGUACAAAUCGUUUUAAUGUUUUGUUAACAACAUACGAAUAUAUCAUGCGUGAUCGUUCAAUAUUAUCAAAAGUACAAUGGAAAUAUUUAAUUAUUGAUGAAGGACAUCGAAUGAAAAAUCAUCAUUGUAAAUUAACACAGAUAUUAAAUACAUAUUAUACCAGUGCACCACAUCGUCUGUUAUUAACUGGAACACCGUUACAAAAUAAUUUACCCGAAUUAUGGGCACUAUUAAACUUUAUUUUACCAACAAUAUUUAAAUCAGCUACAACAUUUACUGACUGGUUUAAUGCACCAUUUGCCACAUUACCAAGUGAGAAAGUUGAAUUAAAUCACGAAGAAACAUUAUUGAUUAUUCGACGUUUACAUAAAGUAUUACGACCAUUUUUAUUAAGAAGAUUAAAAAAAGAAGUAGAAUCACAAUUACCAGAUAAAGUUGAAUAUAUCAUUAAAUGUAAAAUGUCAGCAUUGCAACGUUUACUCUAUGUUGCCAUGUCAAAAAAUCGUACCUUAUUAACAGAAAAUCCCAAUGGAAAAACAGGUCGUUGUGCUUUGAUGAAUAAAAUUAUGCAAUUACGUAAAAUAUGUAAUCAUCCAUUUUUAUUUCAACAAAUUGAAGAUAAACUAGCUGAAUCGUUAGGAUAUAAACAAGGAUAUAUUGAUGGUCCUGAUUUAUUUCGUGUUAGUGGUAAAUUUGAAUUAUUAGAUCGAAUAUUAUCAAAAUUAAAAGCUACUGGACAUAAAAUCUUGUUAUUUUGUCAAAUGACAGCUGUUAUGAAUAAAUUAGAAAUAUAUUUUUCCUAUCGAAAUUAUACAUAUUUAAGAUUGGAUGGUACAACAAAAAGUGAAGAUCGAUGUGAAUUAUUAAAAAAUUUUAAUGAUGAUAAUGUCAAAUGUUUUAUAUUUUUGUUAUCAACACGUGCUGGUGGUGUAGGACUUAAUCUACAAAAAGCUGAUACUGUUAUUUUAUUUGAUUCUGAUUGGAAUCCACAUCAAGAUUUACAAGCGCAAGAUCGUGCACAUCGUAUUGGACAAAAAAAUGAAGUACGAGUAUUACGUUUAAUGUGUGUAAAUACAAUUGAAGAGAAAAUAUUAGCACGUGCAAAAUAUAAAUUAAAUGUCGAUGUAAAAGUGAUACAAGCCGGUAUGUUUAAUCGUUCAUCAACAAGUAGUGAACGACAACAAUUUUUAGAACAAAUAUUAGUUGAAGAUGAUGAAGAACAAACAAGUGGUGGUACAGCUGAUGAAGAAGAUUUACCAGAUGAUGAAACAAUUAAUCAAAUGAUAGCACGAACAGAACAUGAAUUUAAUUUAUUUAAUCGAAUGGAUAUAGCUAGAAGAGAAUAUGAAGCUAAAUAUGGCGUGGGAAGUGGAGGGGAUGGAGCUCAUGAAAGACGAGUGGCUGCCGCAGCGAUGAGAACAACGGAUGAAACAACAAAAACAACGUAUCCAGUUAAAAAAUCGGAUAAAAAAGGGAGCCAUCUUAAAUCCUCAAAUAAACAAAAAAAAAUGAAAUUAACAGAUGAUCUAGAAGACGAAACAAGUGAGAACGACGAUUCUUCUGAUAUACCAAAAAAUUCAAACAGAAAAUUAACACCAUCAUUUCUUGCUCAAAGUGAUGAGGAAAUGGUUAUUGAUUCAGAGUUAAAUAUGGCAAAAAGUGACGAUGAAGAUAUUUUGGAUGAUGAUUUGGAAGAUGACGAUGAAGAAAUUGAUGAUCCAUUACAACAGUCAGAACCAAAACAAAUAAUAAAACAUCGACGUAAAAUGAAAACAAAUCGUUUAAUAACUGAAGAUGAAUUACCCGAAUGGUUAAAAAAAAAUGUUGACGAAGUUGAACAAACAUUAGAAAAUGAGGAUGACUUUGGUAAAGGACGUCGACAACGUAAAGAUGUUGAUUACAGUGAUAAUUUGACGGAACGUGAAUUUUUAGCUGCAUUAGAAGAAGGAAAUUUAGAUGACGUCGAACAACAAAAACGUCAACGAAAACAAACAAAAAAAUUCGUAAAUGAUACAUCAACUAAUAUGGAUGAUGAUGAUGACAUAGAUAGUACAACUCAAAAUGUUACAACAACAAAUUCCACAUAUCAACAAUCCAAUCAACAAGAACAACAACGCAAGAAUACUAAACAACGUAGUAGUGUAACAAAACGUCAUCAAAAUAUAGAUUCAAAAAUUCUUCAGCAAUGUAAAGUUCUAUUAGAUAAACUAAUUCAUUAUCAUGAUUCUGAUGGGAGACAAUUGUCACAACCGUUCAUUCGUUUACCCGGACAAAAACAAUUACCCAUCUAUUAUCAAACAAUUAAAGAUCCAAUUGACUUUAACCGUAUUCGUCGACGUAUUGAAACUUAUCAUUAUGAAACAUUAGAUGAUUUUGAACAAGAUAUUGUUUUAUUAUGUAAAAAUGCUCAAACAUUCAAUAUGGAAACAUCUCUUAUCUAUACGGAUUCAAUUGAAUUAGAAAAAAUAUUUCAAAACUUACGAAAGCAAUUGGAAAGUGGAGAAAUUGAUCUCAACUACGAACAAGUGAACGUACGAAAAAUAUCAUUUCGUCGAGGUGGUGGUGGUGGGAAAUCGGGGCGAAAAGGAGGAACAAAUGGAAAAAGAAAAAAACGGUCAAUUUCAUCAUCAGAGGAUGAAUCAGAGAAUGCCGUGGAGGAUGAAGAAGAAGACGAUAAUUUAUCAUUAAAAACAAAAGACAUCAUAUGA
Messenger RNA from Didymodactylos carnosus, 4410 nucleotides. NCBI's taxonomy places the organism in Eukaryota, Metazoa, Rotifera, Eurotatoria, Philodinida, Philodinidae. The record is from the annotation of a GenBank genome assembly.